AUUGAUAGCCUUAUCGACAUGGAUGGGGUCGUAAUGAGAUUCAGGUCCAAAUCAUUCGCAUUUAGAAGACGAGACAUAAGUCAGAAAAGUCCACAAAAAGAGUGCAUCAAAAUUAGAUGGAAGGAUGAUUUCCGUCGGCGGUGUUUAAGCACUCCGGCAUCAGAUCUAUCUGUUCGAAGGGAUGUAUUCAGCCGGCGUCAUUACGGAUCCGUAGAGCUGCUGAACGCUGUAGACGGGGAUUCGUCCAACCAAUGUGCCGGGAGAUUCCGCUUGGAGUCUGGAGAGAGAGAUGGAGAGGAGCCAGUUUCCAGUCCACUCAACAGUCCAAUACACUUGGAAAAUCCCGAGUUUCAUACCCGGUGGUAUUUCAAAUACUUCCUUGGAAAACUACAUCAAAAUUAUGUGGGGAUGGACUCCGAAAAAGAACCCUACUUACUGUCUGUCAUCGUAACGGAUGCUAACAAUCACAAUGUACCUCAGUACCGGGCCGUACUCUGGCAGAAGUCGGGUGCGAAAAGAAUCUGUCUUCCGUACAAUCCGAGUAAACCACAGACAGUCAAAGGUAUUAUCAGUCAUUUUGAUAUUUCGCGAAUAGACAAGGUACCCAAGGAACUAUUUGACCCAGAGAUCCAGAAAGAGUUGCUGGUACUGGAGGAACAAGAGGGUUCGGUGAAUUUCAAGUUCGGAGUAGUUUAUGCCGAAGAGGGACAAGCCUGUGACGACGAAUUCUACAGUAAUGAGCAGGGAAAUGCGGCCUUUGAGAAAUUUCUUAGACUCCUCGGAGAAAGAGUAAAAUUAAAAGGAUGGGGGAAGUUCAAGGCAGGACUGGAUGUUAAAUCUGAUUCCACAGGAGACGAAUCUGUAUAUACCGUGUAUGAGGGCCAUGAAAUCAUGUUUCACGCAUCCACACUACUACCACAUUCCAAGGAGAACAAACAGCAGGUGGAAAGGAAGCGCCACAUUGGAAACGAUAUUGUAAAUAUUAUAUUUUAUGAAUGUGAAACCUCUUCAUCUGCAAGUUUCAAACCAUCCAUGAUGAAAACUCGCUUCACACACAUCUUUGCUUUAGUGACCUACAUUAAAGAGGAUGAUACCUAUCGCUUACACGUCUACUCCGAGGAGUCUGUGCCAUUAUUCGGACCUCCAUUGCCAUCACCACCGGUGUUUUAUGACCAUCAAGAAUUCAGAGAUUUUCUUCUCGUUAAGUUAAUCAACGGAGAAAAAGCAGCUGUGAAUAAUCCACUUUUUGCUCAGAAGAGGGAAAGAACUAUCGAGAUGUUGUUAAAAAAUAUCUACCAAGAUUUCAUGACGGAGUGUAACAAGUUAUACCGCAGAGCAUUCAGUGACGUUCUACAAGAAUCCCAUAGUUCCCGCCAUAAGGAGGACGCACGCAGAGUCGAAUUUGUCAGAGUUGGACAGACAUUAAAACUCAAAACUAUAAUAAAAGGAGAUGCUCCAACGAGUUUGAUUACUACCGGAAUCCUUAAAAGAGAGCCCUGGGAACCACAGCAUAUAUAUAUGGAUUUCCAGCAUCCUAUUCAUUGUGGCGAUUCAUGGGGUGACAAACUGGUGCUUGCUACAGAUGCUGGAACAGUUGUACUUGAAGAGGGUUUGCCGCCCAGAACAAUAUUUGACAGGACAGUUUUGGUGAAGCAAUUAACUAUUGUUGAAGCGCACGGACUCCUUGUGCUGAGAAGUGAGAAAGGGAAAGAUAGCAAGGUCCAUGUUUUUCGAUUGUUGGAUUUUGAAGGAGAAUAUAACGAACACACUAUUCGAACAAGGCUAGAUUGCCGAGAACAUAGGCUCGACAGAACCAAGGGUUGUCAUAUAUACGCCUUAAGUAGGCCUGGAACUAGUCAUCUACGUAUGGUGGUAGCGGUACAGAGACGUUUACUGCUGUUCACUUGGAAGCAUUCUGCUGUCUGGUCUGCCUGGUGUCCUACUGUUGAUUUCGAAAUAGCAGACGGUUUCAGCUUUGUAAGGGAAUUAUAUACAGAUGAGCAGCCAUCCUUGGUAACACUGAUAGACGGAAAUAAAGAAGACAACCAAAUAUGUGUGGGAUAUAAAAAUCAAUUCGACCUUAUCAAUGAAAAAAAUGGCGAUACCCUGCAGUUGUACCAUGUCGAAGCCAAUAAGGUGAAACUCGUAUCUGCUCUGGAUAUAUACGAGGAUGAAGAAGCAGAACUACUUCUGUGCUACAAUCAUGUGAGUCAUUUCCAAAAGUUAAGUGAGGAAACAUCACAUGAUUUUGACUUUCACUGGAACAGCGAACCACAGGCGAUCGUGUGUGCCUUUCCCUACGUCAUGGCGUUUACACAAGACACAAUAGAAAUUCGUCUGAUCAUUAACGGUAACUUGGUCCACACCAUGACUCUUCCUGACCUCAAGCUUUUCACAUCAAAGUGCGACAUAUACUUCGCUUCAACUGUUGGAACCGGCUUAUCACCGACCGAGAAAACGAGAGGGGAAAAAGAAAGUGCCUCCUACUCACCUCCUCCAUCGCCAUCAGGUAAGAGCCGUGUGAACUCACAAAGUAUCUUCAAGAUUCCGCUCUCGUGCCUUGCUGGGCAGAUGCAAACUGACAAGUCACCUCAUGGAUCUCCAUCGUCACAAUGUGCCACUCUUCUGGCUCCAAUCCUAAAUAAUGGAGACAAGUCACCCCUACAGUCUAAACGGAGUCCUCUAAUCCGAACGAAAUGUGUUAACACACAAGACAAGGAGAAAGAUCGGCAUGACUCUUCAAGCUCCGACUCUGGAAUAAACAUACUAAAGCCAACAGAAGGGGCAAGCAGUCCGCCUCAAAGUCCUUAUCAGAAGUGUGUGGGACAUAUAGACUUCGCAGAUCAUGAUGUUCUUUGACAAAUAACUGAGUAACAUUUUAUAAACACACUUAGAUAGGAGGUUUAGCAGAAACUGUAAAGUCUAAGCUCUGGCAUAUUUGUACGAUAAUUCUGCGGAGUAAUUGCAUCCGCAACUUCAUUCUAGGUCAAGUGAAAACCAGAAAGAGAAGUAAACAUCAGAACCAACAAACGUAUCAUUGAACUUCACACGUGUCACUGAUAUAGAAUAAUUUGCAAACUGAUAUGGAAAGUACGACUGAUACAGAAAUGUCACUUAUUUCACAACAUAAUGGUGUGUUAUAUCGUUAGUUUAGGUGUAGGCAAAGGUACGUGGCGUAGAGAUUUUGAUGUACUUAAACGGUUAGGUUGCAAUAGGUGUGACAAUAGUAUGAUAUGUCGUUAAAAUAUUGUCAACUAGCAAUUCAGUCACUUUAAUGAUUUGUGCUCACAUAUUUUGCAUAAAUCAUAUUUUAACGUGUACUAGUUAAUACAAAUAGGAUUUUCCCGUCUAAAUUUCCUAAUCUAUCAAAACAUACACAUGUCUUAGUAUUUAAGAAUGGUAGUGUAUGGGAACAUAAAUAUUUAUAUAGAAGUCUCAGGUCAGAGCAUUUAUCACCCGAAACUAUGUACAGACUUGAAAAAAUCUUGCUUGAUUCUUUCCAAUAAGUCUACAGUUUAAUAUAGCAAUGCCAUCACAUCUCAAAUCUCCGUAACAGCCAUAACGUGAUAAAUGUGGUGUACAUUUAGGAGUCAAUGUGCUUUUCAAUACGAACGUUUAACAAUAACACAGAAUAAUGAUUCAAUGUUUGAGUAAAUGAAACGACUACGCGAUACACAAUUAAGAGUCGACGUUGUAGUAAUCAAAACAAUAAAAAAUAACAACGUGUCAAUAAAGUCACAAUCAAAGCUCAAAUUUAAUCAACUAGGACCAAAUAUGAACGAAGAAAUAUUUACAAGAACGCACUUGGAACAAACGCACAAGAGAAAUAAAACAAGAUGUUCCUGAAGAGUAAGCGGUUUUUGCUUCCUCGAAGACAACCGCGAUGGAAAUCACUUCUAUGCUCCAGAGGUUACAACCAUUUUCGCUCAAUGCAUUCCUUGAACAUGUUAUUACAAAAUUGAAGGCACAAAUAAUUUGAUUGGUUACAGGAGAAAAUACUGACCAAUCACAUGCUAAUACGCUCCUUUUUAAGAUGGAAAAUAUUCGUUACUAUAUGCUGUUGUGCGACUUUGAUAUUCGUUUGAUGUACAUCAAACGAUCAAACUGGUGUUUUCAUAUCGAGUAUCGAGGAUGCGUUAAUCUUGGUCAAUACAGGUAUGUAAAGUCACGUUCCCACGAUAAACCACGGAACCAAAGGGUAAACUGAUGAGCAAAUGCAUUUUGCAUAAGAUAAGGAAAUAUAAUAUUUCUUAUUGAGAUCAUUAUGACGAUCCUAAACCUGACCCAUCAUCUCACCAGGUCACCAAGGUCCAAAUGAUCGUUUAGGUUAUGCCAUACCGACGGCGUCCAAUCUUCAAUCAUUUUUUUCAACAACCCGUUAUAAGCCAUGAACUACGAAGGGGACUUUGACCAAAUUUGGCCAGAAACAUUCAUGGGCAACUCAAUUCUGUACGCAUAUGGGAUACACACAGGAUUUAAUGGUCUCGUCACUAAAAAGUGACUACAUGUUACACAACUAGGCUUUAAUGGUUUCGUCACUAAAAGAGACUACAUGAUACACAACUAGGAUUUAAUGGUCUCGCCAUUAUGAAGAGACAACAUGAUACACAACUAGGAUUUAAUGGUCUCGUCAUUAUGAAUAGACUACAUGAUAUACAACUAGGAUUUAAUGGUCUCGUCAUUAUGAAGAGACUACAUGAUACACAACUAGAAUUUAAUGGUCUCGUCAUUAUGAAGAGACUACAUGAUACACAACUAGGAUUUAAUGGUCUCGCCAUUAUGAAGAGACAACAUGAUACACAACUAGGAUUUAAUGGUCUCGUCAUUAUGAAGAGAAUACAUGAUACACAACUAGGAUUUAAUGGUCUCGUCAUUAUGAAGAGACUACAUGAUACACAACUAGGCUUUAAUGGUCUCGUCACUAAAAAGAGACUACAUGAUACACAACUAGGCUUUAAUGGUCUCGUCACUAAAAAGUGACUACAUGAUACACAACUAGGAUUUAAUGGUCUCGUCAUUAAAAAAGUGACUACAUGAUACACAUUUCAAUAAUCUGGUCGUUAAAACAUCUCAAGAUACGUAAGUGAUAUACAAAGGUGUAAAAUAAUCACAAGAUAACUUUGAAUGGUGCAGACAUAAGCUUCCCUUAAGCGUUACCUCUCAUCUUAAUGAUUGAUGGUCAGAAGUUAAUCUAUGAAUUCCAUUGUUUUUCUUAAGAGUUUGUAAUUUGGCACUCAAUUCUUCGAUAUAUAUAACUUGAAAUAUGUUAUCCAGGGGGUGUAUUGUAUUUAAAAGACUCUUUGAAACGAUCGAUGCCUUCUUACAUAGAAAGGGUACUAAUACGCAAUCAUGAUAAUCAUAUGAUAUAUCUGAUCAAGUUAGGUUCACUUAUUGCAACGACGAAAGCUAAGAAGUAAAUGUAUGACAAUUUGUUGUUCUUUGCUGGGGAACAAUACAUGCUACGGUAUAGUUCACUUUGCGUAAGAAAACAUGUGUUAUUUAACUGGUUUUCUAUGGUAUCAAUGUAUUCAACCUCUGAUAAAUAUACAACAAUGUAGCUUCAUUGUGAUAGCAUAUCCAUUAAAACUAUAGAUAUAUAAUAUUCAAUGGGAGGCAAUGUAUAAACAAAUAUUGCCUGUAUAUCGAUACAAUAAAUUACAGUAUAAUCAAUACAAUGAUAUAUGUUAUAUCUAUAUACUAUUAGGUUGUAACAUUUUAUGCUUAACCUGACACACAUGAAUGUGUUUAGAA
Ylistrum balloti is the source of this 5751-nucleotide messenger RNA. Its product is annotated as GTPase-activating Rap/Ran-GAP domain-like protein 3. Gene Ontology annotation, biological process: regulation of small GTPase mediated signal transduction; activation of GTPase activity. The coding region runs from base 19 to 2859 and encodes 946 amino acids. NCBI's taxonomy places the organism in Eukaryota, Metazoa, Mollusca, Bivalvia, Pectinida, Pectinidae. Gene Ontology annotation, cellular component: cytoplasm. Gene Ontology annotation, molecular function: GTPase activator activity. The record is from RefSeq and is a predicted model, not a curated record. The transcript is spliced from 28 exons.